Messenger RNA from Bipolaris victoriae FI3, 960 nucleotides. RefSeq lists its product as hypothetical. Gene Ontology annotation, biological process: protein phosphorylation. NCBI's taxonomy places the organism in Eukaryota, Fungi, Ascomycota, Dothideomycetes, Pleosporales, Pleosporaceae. Gene Ontology annotation, molecular function: ATP binding; protein kinase activity. The record is from RefSeq and is a predicted model, not a curated record. Bases 1 to 960 code for a protein of 319 amino acids. The transcript is spliced from 2 exons.
AUGGGUCACAGCGUAACCAUCUCAACUACGAUACACAUCGCUAGCGAUUUUGCCAACAAAUAUCUUAUCAUCAAUGAAGCUGGACAAGGUAACUGCGGGAAAGUGCUUUUUUGCGUUUCCGCUUCAUCUGCCUCAAAUGAGCCAAAAGACUCAAGGCAAAGCACAGCUGUUGUCGCUGUCAAGACGGCGCAAAUUGGAUCAUUGGGUCUCGGCCUUGCCCAGGAGAUUCUGGCUCUCCAACGUAUCCAGAGCCUCCUCACUGGUAGUCAGGUAGAGCAACAACUGCCGGCUCUGAUCAACUAUAAUCUAUCAGCAGCAGAACCGAGAUCACACUGGCUCGCCAUAAAUGCUAUCCAAGGCUUCAACCUCGUCCAACUAAUCAAAGCACUCAUCCUCUCGGCUCCAGUUUGCAGUCCAAAAAACUCCCUCCCACAUAAUACCACAUCUACCCCAACACUCCCCGCAACCCUCAUACUACACAUCACGCAGCAACUCGUUCAAACCGUCGCAUGGCUCCACACCACCGCCAACAUCGCCCACGGCGACAUUUUUAGCGGAAACAUUAUGCUCGACAUCUUCCGCUGUAGCUUCUCUACCAACCCCGUCAUUCUACCCUCCCUCGUCCUCAUCGAUUUCGACGGCGCAACCCUCGCCCCCAACGACAUACUACGCGCAGCAGAUCGUUCAUCCGUGUAUGAAUUCCUCUUCUCACUGGGCGAGUUGAUGCAGGUGCUUAUUGAGAAUAGGUUAGAUUGGGGUGUGCGUGCUAGUACAAUGGGGUUUAAGGAGUUUUGCGCCAAGUUUGAGGGGGAGAUGGUGAGGCGGGUGGAGAGUGGGGUAGAUGUAGAUGUGGAGAAGGCAAGGGAGUUGGUUGAGCGGGUUGUGGCGAUGAGUGAGGUUGAGUUUCCGGGGGAGGAAGUGGUUAAGGAGGUUUUGGAGCGGGGUAGGGGUUUGAAAUAG